GCAGCCAACGUGUAUUGCAGCAAGCUUAACGAAGCAUUGCAUGCAGCAACCAACAUGUAUUACAGCAAGCAUAACGAAGCAUCAAAGUAAACUGUAGCCACUGGAUGAUAAAGGCGAUGGCCAUGAACCUGAGGUCUGGAAGUUUGGAACGGUCAGCGGACAAGCCAACCAUUGCCGAACUGAAGAAGUCGAGGCAAGCCAUUUCUGCAGAAUGCGUCGUGUUAUGAUGUUGCUGCAAAGCUCCCCAAGUGUAGGGAGUGUUGGAUGACGCCGAACCAGAGGAAGAAGAAAAUGCCAAACAGUCUCUGUCGCUUCUACGCAUUCAGAAAGCUACGCUUUGACAAGAAUGGCAUUGUGCUCAGUGGUGGCUUCUCGGAACCAAGUGAUGCUUCAGAUGAAGAUUUAAAGCUCUGGUUUCCUCCAUUGGAUCAUGCACCCAAAGACUUGAAUGUUAAGACUGCAAAAAUCAUACUGUCCCAUGUUGGCAACCAGUUUUUUGAUCUCGUGGAGCAAGAGAGGGAAGCACAGUUUUUACACAUGGGCGAAGAUAAGACCAUAUUGUGGAAGCGCGUUGUGCAAGGUGUGCGGGAACUAUGUGAUGUCUGUGAUACAACUCUCUUCAACACUCACUGGGUGUGUCGCAAUUGCGGCUUUGUGGUGUGUAUAGACUGCUACAAGGCAAAGAAGAAUGGCACAGUGAAAGCUGAGGACACCCCUCGGAAAGACAAAGAUGAGUUCCAGUGGCUCCUGUGUGCCAAUCGACAGCCGCACGAACAGGAUAAACUGAUGAUGACACAAAUAAUACCUAGCACAGCUUUUUGGGACGUCAGCCAAGACCUGCUCCGGAGACGCCAUGAGUGGAACAGCGACUGCAAGAAAAACUCCUCUAAAAGUCUCUGCAAGCAACUCAUGAGUGCUGUCAACAAGAGCUUCUCUGAGAAGGAGAACAGUGCAGUCAACGAUGAAACGGGGCAGGCCGGAAAGCGCGAAAAGCAAGCUGUGAAUGACAACGCCAACACGUCCUCUGAUGCAAUAGGUGGCAGCCAUAGCUCUGACAGCGUAGGCACUCUUCUGUCGGCCUUGGCAGAUCUAGCACUGUACUCCCCUAGCAAAGUUGAUGACAAAAGUGAUCAGCAGCAGGGGAGUGAAGCUGGUGAUGACGAGAAGGGUGAAGACUUUUCCCCACUGCGUGAACUUCGCCCUACUGGUGGUAGUGCUGAAAAGAGCCAGGUGGAUGAAGUAGUUGCAACAGCAGUGGAGCAUUUGGUGGGCAAGGAAAGAUGAACAGCAACUGGUGCAUUUCUGCCAACGCUUCCCCAGCCCACAAAAGGGCUGUGAAGUCUUGCCUGUACGUGGCAGCCUAGCCGAGACCUCACUGCUUUACCCCAACGUUCCCCAUUCGUGGCUCUGCGAUGGAAAGUUGCUUGUACUUCAUGAUCCAAGAAACAAGCACAACUUGACCAUAUUCCAGGAGCAGUGGAAGCGA
Rhipicephalus microplus (southern cattle tick) is the source of this 1486-nucleotide messenger RNA. Its product is annotated as lysine-specific demethylase 3. The record is from RefSeq and is a predicted model, not a curated record. NCBI's taxonomy places the organism in Eukaryota, Metazoa, Arthropoda, Arachnida, Ixodida, Ixodidae. Gene Ontology annotation, cellular component: chromatin; histone deacetylase complex. Gene Ontology annotation, molecular function: histone H3K9 demethylase activity; chromatin DNA binding; transcription coregulator activity. Gene Ontology annotation, biological process: regulation of transcription by RNA polymerase II.